Yamadazyma jaroonii is the source of this 249-nucleotide messenger RNA. Lineage: Eukaryota; Fungi; Ascomycota; Pichiomycetes; Serinales; Debaryomycetaceae. The record is from the annotation of a GenBank genome assembly.
AUGGACCACAGAUCAUCAGACCAAAACCCCAAUGAAUGCGCGAGAAAAGUUUCAACAAUGUCAUUUUCAAUCAAAGGAGGAUUCUUAGGAUUUUUAUUAGGUGUUACCACCACCGGGGCCGCUUCAUACUACUACUUGAUGGACCAAUAUAAGGUAGCCAACAAUGUUGUUAUUGCUGAUGUUGUUGCGUUACAAAAUUCAAUCAACAAUUUGGAGAAACAUGUCAAGAGUUUAGAGGGGAAGAAGUAG